AUGUCUUCAACGGAAUACAACUACGAUGAACAGGGCCAAUUCUUCCCAUACUUUAUUCUCACUCUGACCGGCCUCGUUACUCUCCCUCUCACGUAUAGUCUCCUCAGCCCACCUAAGAAACUUGAGAACACCGCUCCCCGAAUAAAUUCGGCGUUCAAACCAAAAAAUGACGAUCUCAUUCAGGGUCAGAAACGGAAGCGUCUGCGCAAAGAGAGACGGAUCAAACGCGGUAUUGCUGUGCUGGUCGGCUGGGCAAUCAUCGGCUGGAUGAUAUACCUUAUAAUAGUCACAGCUCGCACAGUUCCAAAGAUUUAUGAUCCCUAUGAAGUGCUUGGCGUAUCCAGGAGUGCCGACGAGAAAGCUAUUUCUCGCCACUACAAGAGGCUGUCACUUAUCUACCAUCCUGAUAAAGUUCGACCGGAUCCCGCCAAAAAUGAGACCAUGGAUACCCUCAAUGAACGAUUCGUGGAGCUGACGAAAGCCUACAAAGCUCUGACAGACGAGGAAAUCCGCAACAAUUAUUUGCAAUACGGACACCCAGAUGGUAAACAGAGCUUUAGCAUCGGUAUUGCGCUGCCCAAAUUGAUUAUCACCGAGGGUAGUGGCAAGUACGUUCUUUUGGUCUACGGAGGCCUUCUUGGUGUCCUCCUACCCUAUAUUGUAGGAAAGUGGUGGUACGGGUCUCAACGCUUUACUCGUGAGAAAGUUCUCCUUGCAAGUGCCGGCAACAUCUUCAGAGAAUACAAAGAAGAUCUGAUUGGCGGUCGUGUCGUUAGUGCGCUUUCGACCGGUGAGGAAUUUAAGGAACUUUUGAAGGGCUCUAGGUCAGAGGAAGGUCUGGCUAAGGUGGAGAAGAAACUGUUGGCUCUUGAUGAGAAGAUCUUUACCUCGACUGACCGCGAAAUUCUUCGAAAAUUGGAUGACUCUACCAGAAGAAAAGCGCUUUCGCUACUAUGGGCUUAUCUCAACAGGAUUGAUUUGGAAGAUACGGCGUUGGAAGAAGAGAAAUAUGAAGCGGGUGCUAUUGCGUUGGCUUUGAAUGAGUCUUUCGCCUCUAUUUCACUUGCUUUCGGCAACCUCCUGCCUGUCAUUGGCGCGUAUCGAAUGUCCCAGAAUCUCAUUCAAGCUACAUCCCCUGGCUCAUCGCCUCUUCUCCAGUUGCCACAUUUCACUCCCGAGGUCGUCAAAUCGGUGGAGGGCAACGAUGCGAAGACGCACCUCAGCCUACAGAAGUACAUGGAAUUUACAGAAGAGAAAAGACGCUCCUUAACUGUAGGACCUGGCCUGUUAACGGAGGAAGAAUACCAAGCUACUACCAAUGUUGCUAAGCAAUUGCCAUAUUUUGAACUCUCCAAGGCCUUCUUCAAGGUUGUUGGAGAGCGCGUCAUCACACCAGGCAGUCUCGUGCAGCUUGUAAUUAAGGGUCGCGUUAUCCCACCAGGGACGAAAUCUGUCCCUCAGGUCAACGAACUCGACUUGGAAGAUAUUGACCCCGAUGAAGGUGACCUUGAUGCUCUCCUCAAUCGCAAUCUGGGCAAAACCAGGAGGGUCAAGAAACCAGAUGGCUCGAUAGUCGAAGAAAAGCAGGAGUCUAUUCAACCCCCGCUGACUUAUGCCCCAUUCUUGCCUCGCGAUCACUCUCCCAGAUGGCAUGUAUUCCUUGCCGAUCCAAAGCAAGGGAAGAUUGCUGUUCCUCCGUUCAGUUUUUCCACAUUUGACAAGCCCAUCUAUGACGAGUCUGGGAAGCCCACAUUUAAUGUGCAGACUCUCAAAAUGCAGUUCCAGGCUCCGCCCCAAGUUGGCCACUAUACCUUUGCACUGCACCUCAUCUCAGACAGCUACAUGGGCUUUGAUACUAAGAAGGAGAUCACCCUUCACAUAGACGACCCAGCCAAAGCGGUUGCUCUCGAGGAGGAGGAUGACAUUAGCGAACCAGAUGAAGAUUCGAUUGCCGGCCAGAUGCAGGCUUUGAAGACAGGUGUACCCCCGCCUAAGAGAAAGACGAGGAGAUCAUCGGACGAGUAUUCAGAAGAUGAGAGCGACACCGAGGGCGAUGAGGAAGAUACCAGUGAGACGGAUACAGAGACAGACACGGAUGGCGAAUAA
This is a messenger RNA of Talaromyces atroroseus, 2106 nucleotides long. RefSeq lists its product as hypothetical. Bases 1 to 2106 code for a protein of 701 amino acids. Gene Ontology annotation, molecular function: RNA binding; transmembrane protein transporter activity. The record is from RefSeq and is a predicted model, not a curated record. Lineage: Eukaryota; Fungi; Ascomycota; Eurotiomycetes; Eurotiales; Trichocomaceae. Gene Ontology annotation, cellular component: Sec62/Sec63 complex. The transcript has 6 exons. Gene Ontology annotation, biological process: post-translational protein targeting to endoplasmic reticulum membrane; SRP-dependent cotranslational protein targeting to membrane.